AUGGCCAGCUCAACGCCCCAGGAGGCCCAAUCCGCGGCCCAGGCCCAGGCCCAGCUCCAGCUCCCAUUGAGGCUGUCGACCCCUGGUGGCUGCUGCAUGGAUGGUGCCAGCUCUCAUGCUGCUGUGGCCCUGACAACUCAGAAUAGCUGUCAUUCCGCCACAUCUGCCAGUGGAUCUGAAGACGUGUUCUCAGCACUAUCCGGGCUUCGCGACGGCCAGGAGCCCUCAUCCGCCGCCGCCGCCGCCGCCGCCGCCGCGGCGUUGAGUAGUGUCUGGUCACCGCCAUGUCUGGAGACUUUGCCAAGCGAAGUGCUGGCUCAUAUUGCGGGUUUUCUCGAUGUUGAUGACUUGUUACGUGCGUCCCGUACAUGCCAUCGCCUUCGUACAAUCUCUCUUGACCCAUUGCUCCACUACUACCGCCUCCGCGAUGCUCGUUUUCUGCUUCCUCCGCUUCUCAACUCCCCAUGUCGUCCAUCGCUUACUGAGCUCAUGUCUCGUUCCAUCUUCUUGACCAACAAUACCGUCAUAUCACGGCGGCUGGCACGAUCUCUAGUCUCAAUUCGCCUCUCUCGUCGUCUCGCCUCACGGCCCUCUGCCAAGGACCUUGUGCAACGCUCUGUGUUGCCCCAGGAAUGCGUUCCGGGCAUGUUUCCGGUCCAUGUUGCCCCUGGCCUAGUGGCCAAGCGCAAGGCCAUUGAGAAGGAACGCCUGAAGGACGGGUUGAGACAAUGGAUUUCUGGCAAGUGGAAAGGAGAGGUCAAAGAGCGGGAGGAGGGUGUGCGUAGGUACGAUGAGAUUCGUGGCACUGGCCGCGUUUGGAGACUUCGCCGUUUCUGGGAGAGGAUGAGCCAUGGCGAGUUGUCAGCUCAUCAGAAUGAAAGCUCUAGAGGUCGUAUGGAGUCUCAAACAGGUUGGCAAUGA
Trichoderma asperellum CBS 433.97 is the source of this 921-nucleotide messenger RNA. RefSeq lists its product as uncharacterized. The record is from RefSeq and is a predicted model, not a curated record. Lineage: Eukaryota; Fungi; Ascomycota; Sordariomycetes; Hypocreales; Hypocreaceae. Gene Ontology annotation, molecular function: protein binding.